Tricharina praecox is the source of this 1243-nucleotide messenger RNA. RefSeq lists its product as uncharacterized. The record is from RefSeq and is a predicted model, not a curated record. The coding region runs from base 317 to 1045 and encodes 242 amino acids. NCBI's taxonomy places the organism in Eukaryota, Fungi, Ascomycota, Pezizomycetes, Pezizales, Pyronemataceae. The transcript is spliced from 2 exons.
GUAGGUGGGGAAACGUUGGUUGAUUGGGAAGAAAGGGUCGAGGACCCGAUGUCUAUCUAACUCCGUACAUCCGUCGUCACUCGGACCUAUCCACAACCCUACCCUAUUUACAACCCUACAAUUGAAGCUGCACUCCGUAUCGUGAAUUCAAACCCUCGAUCUUUUCAAUGGUCCCCAGUGCCCUGUCAAGCAUAAGAAGCACAUACUGAUUCCCUCUCGAGCACCUUCUGCUCAUCAUCCCUUUAUCCACCUUCACAAUCCUCCUACUAUCCACCUCAUAAACGACAGUAACCAACGCUUUCAGAUACUCAAAACCAUGCAUAGCUACAACAUCAUGAACCGUUCGAUUCCCGUCACGAUUCGCAUCAAAGGGCUCGACGAGAUCAAAACCCACAUAAAAAUUAUCCCCACCCCGACAUUGCUGGACCUCGAAAAGUUCAUCCACAUGAACAGCCUCAAUUUCUACCACACCGAGCACCUCAGCAUCUACGACUUCCACGGGAUCUACCGGCACGGCCAGACAUCUCCGUACGUCAACGAGAUAAUCCGCACCGAGCGCGCCUGGACCGCGCUUCUGCCCGUCCUCUACCAGGACCCCACUCCGCAUCUCGUCAUGGCAGGGGCCACCGAUAUUGGCACCAAACAACCGCGCCGCAAGUCCCUCCAGCUCCAUGUCACAGUUCGUCACGACAAAGCCGGCAGCACUACCACCACCACCCACCAACCGCUCACCGUGUGGAUGCUGUGGGGCGAGACGCUACGUGAGUUCUUGGAGGCUGUGGACGGUGUUGCCGCACGCUGGCUGGCGGCGAACCGCAGCGAGUCGAUCUGCCUCGGCCACAUCGGCGUCUCCUUCUUCGCCGAUGGCAGAGGGAAGGCACUCCGCGACGAAUGCGCGUACAAGGAACUCUGGGAGCUGAGUCCAUCUACUGGAGGCAUUUCUCUUCAUGCGGAAUAUCAGAUGCUGCCCCGGGACUCCCACCAUUCACACAACGAACUUGGCGGGGCUGAGUCGAGGCGUGAGAAGAGGAGUUCCAAGCUUUAGGCCGAAACAGACUCUCGUUAAGUCGAUCCGAGUCUUCCUGCGAUUUCGAACUUGUUUUUCUUUGCGAUAGAUCGGGUGGAUGAUUUGAGUGACGUUCCGCUUGUCGCGUUUUUUUGAUUUUUGUUCUUGCUCAGUCAUUGAUUUGACACGCGUUGUUUUGACUGUUUUGUAUUCUUGCCUAGUUAAUUUCAUUGAGAG